UGCGAUAUCCAGGAAGAAAAACAAACACAAAUGAAUGAUCAGAUUAUUAAAGAUAUUUUGGAGGUCCAUGCUCGCCUGUUUGACCACAGACCCAUACUUCAGGGCCAUCUAAAAGCAUUCAUCAAGGAAUUUGAGGAGAAGAGAGGAAACCAUGAGACAGAAUGCUUGAAAAAGAUACAGUCAUGUGUAGCCGAUGUGAAGGACAAAUACUUGGUGGAGACUGCUACAGCCCUGGACACAUUUCUAGCCAAUAUUCAGGCCAAAAUUUCAGUGGCAACAGAAGUAUGCAAGAAAAUAGAGGAAAAAGAAAACAACGUAGAUGUCGGAGUGCUGGAACUAGAAAGGGGGCGUCGCCGAGAGGCCUGGGACACGUUCAUGCAGCAGCAAUUUGAGAAAAGUGCACUGGUGGACAAAGAAAUGGAUGAAGGGAUGAAAAAACUGACAGGCGAAUACGCAGAGAUGGAAAAGAAGCUUGAAUUAGAGUAUCUAUCAUCAUAAAUGUGAACUCUUAUUUGUCGUUAUGAAAAAUGCGUCUUAUUUCAGUCCUCUAUAGUGACUUAAUCAUUCCAGAUCAGUUUUACAAGGUGUGCAUAACAAUUGUUCAAUUUAUUUGUGGAUGAUUAAGUGUUUUGGGUGACCUACCAUAGAACUUGUUAGGUAUAUUCCCAUGUUUGCAUUGUUUUUAACUGCUUAAAUACAUUGAUACAAUUUUAAGCACCAAAUGACUUUAACUCAUGUGAAAACAGGGCUUAUUGCAUGUGCGUGAAAUGUCCCAGAUUAGCCUGUGCAGACCCACAGGCUAAUCAGGGACGACACUUUCCAUUAAAACUGGAUUUUCUUCCAUUUAACAAAACGUGCAAUUAAAGCGUUAAGUGUCAUCCCUGAUUAGCCUGUGCCCAGUUUUUUCAGGGCGAGGAUUUAAUUUAUUCAAUGUGGAUCUGAACAUUUUGUUUAUAACACUUGUACAAGUUUUAGAAGGUUUUAACAUUUCAUUACAAAAUAAUGCACUUUUGCAAGUUACAACCCUGUUAUAAAUCAUUAUCUGAUGAGCUUCAUGUACAUUGCAGUUGUGCAGAUUUUACUGAACUUUGAACUCGGUAAGUUUCCCACACCUGCAAAGUUGAACAAUGACUUAUCUUUCAUAGGACACGUUGUUCAUGUACAUGUAGUGUUUAUUUGUAAACAUCAGAUGAGACUAAUGUCUUAUUUAUAUAGUAGCCUUGUUCUGAGAAAAAUGGGCUUAAUGCAUGUGCAUUGAGUGUCAUCCCAGAUUAGCUUGGGACAACACUUUGCAUUUUUAUGAAAUUUCUUCAUUUUGGAUGAAGUCUCUUCUAAACCAAAAUCCAGAUUAAGCAUUUAGUGUGGUCACUUAUUGGCCUGUGUGGACUCCUCAGGCUAAUUUGAGACAUCUCUUCUAAGAACAUGCAGUUUUCCUAGAAGAUGGCUCAAUUUAACAAAGUUUGGUCUUAAUGUAACAUACAAACAUACAGGAAUAGUUACAUGUCCCAAUACAGCAGGGCUAUUUGUUUAUGUGUGGUUAUUUGAUGACCACUAUCUAAUGCCAUACAUUUUGGUCCUUAAUUUUGAAUGAGGCAACAUUGUUAACCCUUUCAGUGCGGGAACCGAAUUUUAAAGGCCUUUGCAAACAGUUUGGAUCCAGAUGAGACGCCACAGAACGUGGCGUCUCAUCUGGAUCCAAACUGUUUGCUAUUCUGAUAGUAUUCUUUGAAAAAAAUCGAAGAAAAUGCUAAUUUUAGAAAUUCAGCAGACGACAUUUUAGCUGAAGACAAAUUACCCAGCAUGCAAAGGGUUAAUGUUCUAUGCUGUGUUAUUGUAUUUGUAAGUUAGGUCCAGCUGCUAUAGAUUUCUCAAGUAUGAAAGCAUUAAGUUUUUGUGAUUUUGCGUCACUAUGUGCAAUAUUAAAUUAUACCAUGAU
Messenger RNA from Dreissena polymorpha, 1936 nucleotides. RefSeq names its product biogenesis of lysosome-related organelles complex 1 subunit 5-like. The record is from RefSeq and is a predicted model, not a curated record. The transcript is spliced from 5 exons. Gene Ontology annotation, cellular component: BLOC-1 complex; transport vesicle. NCBI's taxonomy places the organism in Eukaryota, Metazoa, Mollusca, Bivalvia, Myida, Dreissenidae. Bases 31 to 498 code for a protein of 155 amino acids.